This is a messenger RNA of Meleagris gallopavo (turkey), 1795 nucleotides long. NCBI's taxonomy places the organism in Eukaryota, Metazoa, Chordata, Aves, Galliformes, Phasianidae. The record is from RefSeq and is a predicted model, not a curated record.
UUUCAGUCCAACUUCCCAGAGCUGGUCCUGACUGAGGAGGAGAGACAGCUUCUGGAGAAGGAUGGUGUUUCCUUACCAACCUGUCUGCCACUGACCAAAGCUGAGGAGCGACUUUUGAAGAAAGUGCGUCGGAAGAUCCGGAACAAGCAGUCAGCCCAGGAUAGUCGUCUCAGGAAGAAGAUCUAUGUUGAUGGCCUGGAGAACAGGGUAGCAGCUUGCACAGCCCAAAACCAUGAGCUGCAGAAGAAGGUGCAGCUCCUGCAGAAGCAGAACAUGUCUCUGCUGGAGCAGCUGCGUAAACUGCAGGCCUUGGUAAGACAGUCCACAACCAAAACUACCACAGCAAGCACCUGCAUCAUGGUCCUUGUCGUUUCCUUCUGCCUCAUUCUCUCACCCAGCCUCUACUCGUUUGGCAACAAAGGGCCACAGCCAGAGUUCAGAGUUCUGUCACGGCAGAUUCGUGAGUUCCCAAACAAGGUCUGGCAGGCAGCACCCGCUGUGCAGGAGGAAGUUGUACUGGAGAGGUUCAGUCCAGAGCCUGAAGACACUUCACUGUUGGGCAGCCUCAAUCAGUCACGGGAAGAGGGGCAGAGUCCACCCAAGCCUGAUCCGAGAUCUGCGUUCAACAGCAACUCAUCCUCUGACCCUCCUGUGACAGCAGGCUCUGAACGGGGCCCUCCCCAGCCGCAGGAGCAGCACUCCCAGAGAGACGCCUUGCAGUCGGAGGUGCUGGCAUCAUGGAAAGAUGAGAGUCAGGAGUGGGUGGAGCACACCACCAGUGUUGUCAUCCAGCAGCACCACACCGAUGAGAUGUGACCAUCCCCUUCUUGCUGCCUGACAGGAUGAGGCUGGGCACUCUGUUGGGGAGGGUCAGCCAGAAGUAUGUUAACAGAUAAUCUGUAAAAGCAAAUGCUUUUAUACAGUUUCCUGAUUGCUGUCAGCUCGGAGGAAUCAUUUUAGAGAGGAAUUAUUUUAGUAGAUGAUCUGUCCUUACACUCUGCUCUGUGUAUCUGUAACAGAGGCUCCUAUCCAAGAUGUGGUAGGAAGCUCAGGGAGCGUUGUUCCCUGCAGCCUUGGGCAAGCCUUCAGACUCACUGGGGAUGGGCUCUGGCCUGGAAGCUGAAAGCAUCUGGGCCUGAGGUGUGAGUACCUGCAGGCUGCUGUUGAUGAAUGCCAUUGCCUCGCUUCUUUCCUGCCCAGGUGGAAGUGAACAGGCUGGGUCCUGCGCUUCUUACUGCAUCUGGUGGCCACAACCGCAUGUCCCUUGUCCCUUAUCUUUAGUCCUACAGUGAUUUGUGAUUUCUCAGUGUGAUGCUGAUCUUUAGUGCCCUGACAGGGAGUGGUCCUGCCCUUGCAACAGACCCUGCACUUCCUGUGUUCUUGUUCACUGUUGAGCCAUGGGUGCAGCUUUUGGUUUAGCUAGAGGAGAUGAUGGGGAGUUCUUUCCAAGUUGUGCAUGCUCGUUCUGUCACAGAGGCCUGAGCUUCUCCUCUCCUAAAGCUCUGGGAGCUGGGCUUCUGCCUCUCAGGGAGAUGAGGAAGCUUUCUGCUAGACUACUAACUGCAGCAGAGCCUGUUAUUCUGAAGGUUUUCCUUUCUGCAACUCAGGUGACCAGUGAGGCUUUUUGCUGGCUCUGGUUGCUCUGUGAGGCUGAGCAGAAGCGCUUUGCACUAGGGCCUUUCCUGGAGUACUGUUGAGUGGUACCUGUUGAGCAUAUCUCUUUGUCCUACUUUAGAUCUAAGCAACUGACAUUUCCUUGUUAAUGAUGGGAAAAUAAAACGUGUCCUCUGUGUAA